Molecule: messenger RNA, 2247 nt
Organism: Mercenaria mercenaria
Lineage: Eukaryota; Metazoa; Mollusca; Bivalvia; Venerida; Veneridae
Product: T-complex protein 1 subunit beta-like
Exons: 16
Coding region: 132-1733 (533 amino acids)
Biological process (GO): protein folding
Cellular component (GO): chaperonin-containing T-complex; cytosol
Molecular function (GO): ATP-dependent protein folding chaperone; ATP hydrolysis activity; ATP binding
Source: RefSeq, a predicted model, not a curated record
CAGUUGUUUAUUCGGGAAUAUUACAGUCACCUUCCUGUGGAUGACAACAACGCAUCUUAGUAUUCGGUAGUUACAUACCGUUGUCGAACUUUCUCGUGCUUUUUAUUAGCAAAAUAAAAUAAAACAGGAAAAUGGUGUCAUUAAAUCCAGUAAAUAUAUUUAGCCGUGGAGCUGAAGAGGAGAAGGCAGAGACUGCUAGACUGUCAUCAUUUGUUGGUGCCAUUGCUAUUGGAGAUCUUGUAAAGAGUACCCUUGGACCAAAAGGAAUGGACAAGAUUCUACAGAGUAUGGGUAGAAGUGAUAGGAUACAGGUCACAAACGAUGGUGCUACAAUCCUGCGUUCUAUUGGAGUAGAUAACCCAGCUGCUAAAGUUCUUGUUGAUAUAUCAAAGACACAGGAUGAUGAAGUGGGUGAUGGAACAACAUCAGUUGUAGUGUUAGCUAGUGAACUUCUCAGGGAAGCAGAGACCCUUGUUUCCAAAAGAAUACAUCCACAGACCAUUAUAUCUGGUUGGAGAAUGGCUACAGAUGAGGCCAGGAAAGCUCUCACAAAUUUUGCCAAGGACCACGGGAGCGACCCUACAAAAUUCCGUCAAGAUCUGAUCAACAUAGCACGUACAACCAUCAGCUCAAAGAUUCUUACACAAUACAAAGAAAUGUUUGCAGAAUUAGCUGUAAAGGCAGUUUUAAGGCUAAAGGGAAGUGGAAAUCUUGAUGCCAUCCAGAUCAUUAAGAAAUUAGGAGGAGGUCUUCAAGAUUCUUAUUUAGAUGAAGGAUUUUUAUUGGAUAAGAAAAUUGGUGUAAAUCAACCAAAAAGAAUAGAAAACGCAAAGAUCUUAGUUGCCAACACACCUAUGGACACAGAUAAGAUCAAGGUAUUUGGAUCUAAAGUGAAAGUAGAUGCUAUCUCCAAAGUUGCUGACUUAGAACUCGCUGAGAAGGAAAAGAUGAAAGACAAAGUUGCAAAAAUACUCAAACAUGGUUGUAAUGUAUUCAUUAACAGACAACUGAUCUAUAAUUACCCAGAACAGCUGUUUGCUGAUGCUGGUGUGAUGGCAAUAGAACAUGCUGACUUUGAGGGUGUGGAGAGGUUAGCUCUAGUUACAGGUGGAGAAAUUCAUUCAACAUUUGACAACCCAGAGUUAUGUAAACUAGGACAUUGUGAUGUCAUUGAGGAAAUCAUGAUUGGAGAAGAUAGACUGAUCAAAUUCUCAGGUGUUAAAAUGGGUGAAGCAUGUACUGUAAUUCUACGAGGAGCCACACAGCAGAUCCUGGAUGAGGCUGAACGAUCUCUUCAUGAUGCCCUCUGUGUACUGACACAGACAGUAAAAGAAACAAAGACAGUGUAUGGUGGAGGUAGUGCAGAGAUGCUAAUGUCUGAUGCUGUCUCUAAAUUAGCUGCUAAGACACCUGGGAAGGAGGCUGUUGCUAUGGAAGCAUUUGCUAAGGCACUUAGAAUGAUUCCAGCAACCAUUGCCGACAACGGAGGUUAUGAUAGUGCCCAGCUUGUAUCUGAACUUAGAGCUGUACAUACUGAGGGAAAACAAUCCUGGGGCAUCAAUAUGGAUGAGGGAGAAAUUGGUGACAUGGAGAAGCUUGGAAUUACAGAAUCGUUCCAGGUAAAACGUCAAGUUUUACUGAGUGCCUCAGAAGCUGCCGAGAUGAUUUUACGUGUAGAUGACAUUGUGAAAGCUGCACCAAGACAGAGACAGCCAGAUAUGAGGGAUCAUUGAUAAACUUUAUAGAUAUUAGGACUGCUUAAUUGUCUUAUGUGUGUAACAUUAAUUCAUUUUUGAAGAUCAUGAAUGGUAAAAAUUUAGUGCUUUUGCACUCUCCUAAAAUACACUGUGCUGUGAAUAAUCUGUGUUUCUGUUUAAAGGUUUGUGCUUUUGCAAACAAUGUUCUUCAAGAAAAAAAUCUCUGAAUUUAGUUAUUGUAGACACACUUUUUCCUAUGCCUUAAUGUUUGCUGCAUUUAUGAGAAAACAUCUUAAGUUAUUUUCUAUUUUUAAAAAUCUCACUGGGAUUGGAUAAAAAAAGUGUGCUGAAUCUGCAGGCAUGUUUAAUUUCUAGUAAUAAACAUUAAUCAUAGCACAGUAUUCAGACAUGUAUAGUGUUAUGACUGUGAUGUGUUCAGUAACAUUAUGGUUUCAUUUGCAUCAUGUUCCUUAAUUUUGAACAAUAUUUAUUACAUUAGAUUUUCUUUUCUACAACAUGUGCUCAUUUUUAAUAAAAGGCUGAAAACAGA